Galeopterus variegatus (Sunda flying lemur) is the source of this 1471-nucleotide messenger RNA. It is a transcript of the gene HHEX, whose product is annotated as hematopoietically expressed homeobox. The record is from RefSeq and is a predicted model, not a curated record. Bases 1 to 573 code for a protein of 190 amino acids. Gene Ontology annotation, biological process: regulation of transcription by RNA polymerase II; cell differentiation. NCBI's taxonomy places the organism in Eukaryota, Metazoa, Chordata, Mammalia, Dermoptera, Cynocephalidae. Gene Ontology annotation, molecular function: RNA polymerase II cis-regulatory region sequence-specific DNA binding; DNA-binding transcription factor activity, RNA polymerase II-specific. The transcript is spliced from 4 exons.
AUGGUUGUGGGUGUAUGUGAACGCGUCUGGUUGGAUGGCCGCCUGCGUCCCCUCCACCCUUUUGUUACCUCCCGGGCCCAGGCCGCUCCAGGGCCAUCGCUAACCACCGCUUUCCUGCCCACAGGUAAGCCCCUGCUCUGGAGCCCCUUCUUGCAGAGGCCGCUGCAUAAAAGGAAAGGCGGCCAGGUGAGGUUCUCCAAUGACCAGACCAUUGAGCUGGAGAAGAAGUUCGAGACCCAGAAAUACCUCUCCCCGCCCGAAAGGAAGCGACUGGCCAAGAUGCUGCAGCUUAGUGAGAGACAGGUCAAAACCUGGUUUCAGAAUCGACGCGCUAAAUGGAGAAGACUAAAGCAGGAGAACCCUCAAAACAAUAAAAAAGAACUGGAAAACUUGGACAAUCCCUGUGACCAGAGGCAAGACUUGCCCAGUGAACAGAAUAAAGGUGCUUCUUUGGAUAGCUCUCAAUGUUCGCCCUCCCCUGCCUCCCAGGAAGACCUUGAAUCAGAGAUUUCAGAGGAUUCUGAUCAGGAAGUGGACAUUGAGGGCGAUAAAGGCUAUUUUAACGCUGGAUGAUAAUCACUCGCGUUGGCGUGUUCAGAAGACUGGACUUGAAUAACACUUGCUACAGAAAAUCUUCAUAGAAUAACUGGAAAGCUAUGUGAGAAAGGGAAUCAAUUUUCUGGUAUUCUGGAAACCUAAAAUAUCUGGUGCACUGGCUAACAAAAUCACGCUGAAACCUUAACUUUGACUUAACGAAUGGUUUAUGUACUAAUUUUAGGUUAUUUUGAUAAAGUGACUUCAGUGAUUAAAGUCACCCCCUUUGAAAAAAAGGGAAUUGUUAUUCUAUUUAUGAAAAGUAAUUUUGAACUUUUUUGUUAAAUUUUAAAGGUGUAACUAUACAGGUUUUAAUAGGGUCAUCUUGAAUGACUUUCUGUAAUCUGUAUCUACAUCCUCUUAAUGGAAAGGCAAAGGGGCACCCCAAUUCCAGAGGUGUGCCUUGGAAAAAGGGACCCACAUUUCAGGCAGUCUUGGUUUGGUUUAAAAGGAAACAUUCUUUACUUUUCUAUGGCAUUCUUAUACGGCUGCCUUAAAUGCAAAACCAUUUCAGAGCUUUUGCCUCGGGGAUGUGUUUUCUUUUUGUAGUUGAUAAGAAUCUUAAAUACUUGUUUUGCACUAUCUCUUAGUACCUGUUUGACCAAGGUGUUAAGGGCAUAGUACAGUCCAAUUCAAGCAGAGAAACUGACUUGUCCGUGAUUAAAAUUAAUCACAGAUGACUAGAAGUCGCAGGUUAAAUGUAAGUAGAAUGUAGAUAUGUUUUAUAUCAAACAAUGUUUAUAACGCGUGUAUAUAAAUUGUUCACUGUAAAAAACAUGGUAAAAAAUGGUUUUUUAAAAAUGAGGAACUUGUCUAUAAAAUAAAUCCGUCCUUGGGACUACCGACCGCGUCGAACGUCUCAUUGCUUGAUUGAAAA